Molecule: messenger RNA, 1261 nt
Organism: Poecilia latipinna (sailfin molly)
Lineage: Eukaryota; Metazoa; Chordata; Actinopteri; Cyprinodontiformes; Poeciliidae
Product: immunoglobulin superfamily member 21-like
Exons: 4
Coding region: 427-900 (157 amino acids)
Biological process (GO): heterophilic cell-cell adhesion; homophilic cell-cell adhesion
Cellular component (GO): adherens junction
Source: RefSeq, a predicted model, not a curated record
CACACACACACACACAUAGACACACACACACAGACAUACACACACACACACACACAUAGACACACACACACAGACUAGUGUUUCAAAAAGGGCAGUAAUGACUUUAUUAAUAUGUGCAGCACAGAUAAAGCAGAUUGUUUCGAUUGUUUUCUGGUGUUUUUCAGAAAUUAUGCAACUUCUUCUACAGUUAGGGCCAAAAGUAUUCAUACUUCCAGCAGAUUUAGAUUCAAGGUGACCUUUAACCUGGAAGUAAUACUAACUAAACUUUGAUAUGUUUUUUCUCAGUUUCUGUUUCACUGUUUCUCUUCUUAAUGAAGCCGCUAAAGGAGCUACUCCUGAAAUUACCUCUCUAGAAACUGAUCCUGGACCAGUUCUUCCAUUUCUUUUUUGCGUUUUUCCUCUCCACUGUCACCACAUGCAUGCUUCAUGUGCCAAGCGGACAGUUUGAGGUUGAAAUAUUUCAGUGCGGUCCUUUGUUUUCCCUCAGCUGCUCCCAGAGGACCCAAGCUGUCCACCAGACCCAGUAAGGCCAAAGUGGGAGACACGGUGCGAAUUUCCGUCCAGGGUUUCCAGCUGGGACCGUCUGCUACCAAGGUGUUCCCGGAGCCUCUGCUCACCUGGACUCGGGUCGGCGGGAACCUGCUGGACGGCAGCGAGAAGCACGAUGGGAGGGAGCUGGUUCUGGAGCGGGUCCCCGCCGAGCUGAACGGAUCCAUGUUCCGCUGCACGGCGCAGAACCCUCUGGGCUCCACCGACACACACACCCGCCUCAUCGUGUUCGAGAACCCAAGACUGAAGAAAGGAAGAGAACAUUUUAUCGCUCUGAACGCAGCGGCCUCUCGGAUCUCCCUCGUACUGAACCUCCUGGUUCUGCUGGGCCUCGCCUGUGAGCUGACAUGAGCCGAGCGCCGCGGCUGCAGCAGAACUCCAGCUGGGAGCUUCACCUCCGCCAGGGAGACCGGACCCGGAGGCUCAGCGGACUCAGUCGGGUUCGGCAGGGUGUGUGUCCGGGAACGGGCGCCGGUCCGGCACACGGAUCUGGGCAGACGGGUUUUCAUUCUGGACGACAGCCGGAUCUCAACUUUGGUCAUUUUUUCCAGGAUAACUGGAUGUGGUUGCCAGAUCUGACUGACAGUUUCCAGCCCAAACAGAACCUAAAAUCCGGUCAACUUCAAAAAAACAGGCCCAAAUCUAAACUUCUGUUGAAAUGCAUGUUAACAUUACCACACAUCUCUCUCUCAUAUAAAGGCUUGUCGGGGGG